GGCGCCCUGCUCCGCCGCCCGCGCCUGCCCGCCAGCCUGUCCGCCCGCGGCGGGGCCGGCCCUUCUCCCUCCCACCAGCCCCGCGCUCGCCGCCCACCGCUCGUCGCCCGCCGCCCGCCGCCCGGCCCGCCGCGCGCGCUCCAUGGCUGCUCAGGAGUGGGACUGGUUCCAGCGCGAGGAGCUCAUCGGGCAGAUCAGCGACAUCCGUGUGCAGAACCUGCAAGUGGAGAGGGAAAACGUGCAGAAGAGGACUUUCACACGAUGGAUAAACCUACACCUCGAAAAGUGCGACCCACCUCUAGAAGUUACGGACCUGUUUGUUGAUAUCCAAGAUGGCAAAAUCCUAAUGGCUUUGUUAGAAGUUCUCUCUGGGCGAAAUCUGCUACAUGAAUACAAAUCCUCAUCACAUCGUAUUUUUCGGUUGAACAACAUAGCAAAAGCACUCAAGUUUCUGGAAGAUAGCAAUGUCAAGCUGGUUAGCAUCGACGCGGCAGAGAUAGCUGACGGCAACCCCUCGCUGGUUCUCGGGCUGAUAUGGAAUAUCAUCCUCUUCUUCCAGAUAAAGGAGCUCACGGGCAACCUCAGCAGGAGUUCUCCAUCUUCCAGCUUGUCACCUGGCUCCGGGGGCACCGACUCAGAUUCUUCCUACCCACCAACCCCCACCACAGAGAGGAGUGUGGCAGUGGCAGUGAAAGACCAGAGGAAGGCCAUCAAGACCCUGCUGUCAUGGGUGCAGAGGAAAACCAGGAAGUAUGGUGUGGCGGUCCAAGACUUUGCUGGCAGUUGGAGGAGUGGGCUAGCUUUCCUGGCUGUCAUCAAAGCUAUUGACCCCAGCCUCGUAGACAUGAAGCAGGCUCUGGAAGAUUCUACCCGGGAAAAUCUAGAGAAGGCCUUCCGCAUUGCACAUGAUUCCCUGCAUAUCCCCAGGCUCCUCGAGCCGGAAGACAUCAUGGUUGACAUGCCGGAUGAGCAGUCCAUUGUGACUUACGUGGCCCAGUUUCUAGAGCGCUUUCCGGAGUUGGAUCCCGAGGAUUUUGUGAAUCCAGACAAAGAAGCCCCUAUCGAGUCCACCUUUGUCCGAAUCAAAGAAAGCCCCUCUGAGCAAGAGAGCCGAGUCCUCCUCCUUAGUCAGAAUGGAGAGCAGCCCUACACUGUCAGCCAUGAGACCAGCCACCCACCGCCUGACAAGGUCUUCGUCUGUGACCAGCUUGAGAGCCCCACGGGCUUCAGUCUGGGUAGUGCUCCCAGCCACAAACUGCCAGACAGCCCCACAGACUUUAUGCACCAGAUUAUUGACCAAGUCUUCCAGGCGAGCAUGGGGAACACUGAAUCCACCACAGAGCCAACUCCAGAGUCAUCCAUCUUGUCAACCAGAAAGGAUGGGAGGAGGUCCAACUCUUUGCCUGUCAAGAAAAGCGUCCACUUCGAGACUGACUUGCACAAGGAUGCCUCGUGCAGCAAGGACCCUUUCUACAGCUCCGAGUUCCGCUUUGAGGGGAGCCCCAAGGCAACCAAGGAGCUGUCAAAGCAGGAUGGCCAUGCCUCAUUGGCUGAGGUUUCCAAGGAAAAGAAACCAGAACAGGAAGCCAGGCUAGUGCUGGAAGCUGCCUCAGACAAGGCCCCUGAAGAUACUAUUGUUGACACAGAUGCUAUGUCCCAAGAUGCUCAGCUUCCCCAGGACUCCUCAUUCUGUAAUGGCACUGUAGAGAAUCCAGCCAGUCUAGGUGAGAAAGGCCCUUCGCCACCAUCCCCUAGAGAUAAUACUAUCCUGGCCAACUCCAUGGAGCUCAAGGUUCCGCUGCUGACCGUUGAGCCUAUGGACAAAGACGACUACUUUGAAUGUAUCCCGCUAAAAGCUUCCAAGUUUAACAGGGACCUAGUAGAUUUCGCCUCCACCAGCCAGACUUUUGUUGAGGAUCCUUCAUCCCACAAGAAGACACCUGGGGAGGAAGAGGGUUCUGAAAAUUACACCGAGAAACCAGGAAAAAGGAAAUCAAAGUCUCCCCAUGCAGAAACAGAGUCCGCCGAGUCCAGAUUGGAGCCCAGCAAGCUCGAGACUCCUCCCAAGGAUCCUGAGCAAGAAGACCAAGACCACACUUUGCCCCCAGAAACAGCCGCAGACAAAAAGCCCGAAGUGUAUGAAAAGGCCAAGAGGAAAUCCACUCGUCAUCACAGCGAGGAAGAAGGAGAAGCAGAAGGCGGGCUGUCUGCAGUCGGCGGAGAAAUGCCAUCCAAUCCUCCAAGUACCAGCGUCAGCCUGGAAACCCUCAGAAGCCACAGCGAAGAAGGUUUGGAUUUCAAACCUUCGCCACCCCUCUCAAAGAUCUCCGUCAUCCCUCAUGACCUGUUCUACUACCCACAUUACGAGGUGCCCCUGGCCGCAGUGCUAGAGGCCUAUGCGGAAGGGGGCGAGGAUUUGAAAAAUGAAGAGGCAGACCUAGAACAUCCAGAUGGGAGCUUUCUGCAGGACUCCAGGGAGGAGGAGGAGGACGAGGAGGAGGAGGAGGCCCACAGCUCCCAGAGCAGCUGCAAUUUCUCCUUGCCUGUUGACAACAGCUACUCCAGGGUCAGUGACCAUGGGUCCCAUGUCGACGGGAGUUCUGAGGGACCCACGUCAGUCUCGGAACCUGGUUCUCCACCCUCCCAUGAGGACCACCAGCCAAUGGAAACCAAAGAGAAUGGCCCUGUGGAAAGCCAGCAGUCCCAAGAACCCCCAACCCCGGAACUGUCCACAAAGCCAUUAGAAGAAAAGUUAACGGAAGUCCCAACUAGCAGUAAAAAGAAGGAAAAAAGGAAACACAUGGACCACGUAGAAAGUUCAUUAUUUAUAGCCCCUGGGACGGUCCGCUCCUCAGAUGACCUUGAAGAAAACCCCUGCGAACACAAGGUCCCUUCCAGGAAUAGUCACAGUGACUCCAGCAUUUACAUUCGGCGACACACUAAUAGGUCUUUGGAAUUGGACCAUUUUAGCUAUGUUCAAUUGAGGAACGCAGCCGAUGUGGAUGACAGGAGAAACAGAGUGUUAAACAGGUACAAUUCUCAGAAGCUCACUGAGCUGAUUUUACAGUUUUACGGCAUCAGAGCAGACAUGAAGCGGGAGUACAAACACACCAGGCUGUCUAUGACUGGCACCAACUCCUCUGGAGAAGCCGUGCCCCUGGGGAGCCAGAGCCCGCCCAGCGACUCUCUGACGCAGUUUGUACAGCAGCCCGACGUGAUAUAUUUCAUUCUCUUCCUCUGGCUCCUGGUUUACUGCUUACUACUCUUCCCCCAGCUUGAUGUCAGCCGGCUCUGAAACACUCGUCUGGAGAAUAAAAAGACAGGACCCUGGCCAGGGCGGAGUCUUUCUACCACAUCUUACUGUCUGUUCAGGGUUGAGCCUCCUGUGCAGAGACGGGAGCCCUCAGAAGGAGCGCAGGCCCCACCCCCUGUUGCUGUCUGGUUCAGUCUUUGCUCACAUUUCCUCUGAUUCUCUCAGACCCGAGAGUGCGCUUUCUUCCCAGACUAUGUGCUCCCAGCUCAGGUUUGAGGCUGGAUCUGUGGACGGGAUUCCUCCCUAUGUGCCUUGUUUGGUCAGAUGCGAGUCCUUAUUAAUGUGCACCCCGAAGCUGGGUCUUAGCAUGUCCACAUGCAAGUUCCUAAGGUCCCGGAGGAGCUUGAGUUAUUUACUUUUAUCUCAGGGGAGGGUCUGCCUGACUCCGAGAAAGGACGGAGUCCAGGGUAGGAAGAAAGGUAGCCCGUUUGCCUCCAAGUGUGAGUGUUCGAGUGAAGAGCCUACUUCCCCAUAUCUGCCCGGGCCUGAUCAUCUGUCGCUGGGGUAGUUAAACAGCACAUUCUGCCUGUUCACCAGAAAGGACACCUGGGCAUUGGCAGGCUCCGAAGAGGGUGCUCUGCCAGGUUCGUUGUGAGCUACAGCCCGUUAUGUCUUUCACCUUGAUGUUCUUGGAGGGUUAGGUUUUUAAUUCACUUUUUUAUUGAUUGAAUUGAAAUACAGCUGUAGUUUCAAUCCUU
Molecule: messenger RNA, 4011 nt
Organism: Rattus rattus (black rat)
Lineage: Eukaryota; Metazoa; Chordata; Mammalia; Rodentia; Muridae
Gene: Clmn
Product: calmin
Exons: 14
Coding region: 143-3295 (1050 amino acids)
Biological process (GO): negative regulation of cell population proliferation; nuclear migration
Cellular component (GO): meiotic nuclear membrane microtubule tethering complex; cytoplasm; nuclear outer membrane
Molecular function (GO): actin filament binding
Source: RefSeq, a predicted model, not a curated record